AUGCACCGCUCUCCUCUCGUGGCCUUGCUCGCCGGCUUGGCUCUGUGGCUGCAAGGCUGCAGUGACGACGAGGGCGAUACCUCCCCAGGGCCCACCACGGGCAUGACCACGGAGAGCCCGGAGGAGGAAUGCAAGGGGCCAUUGGAACCCAUGCUGCCGGGUAUCAUGCCGGGCUCUGAGAGGCCCAAGAUCAUCCUGGGCCAGGACAUCGAUUGGCCACCAUAUGCCUAUUUGGGCGUUCCACCCGAGAGUGACUUUGAUGUGGCGGGCAUCGGCCACGACAUCGCCCACGGUUUGAAGGAGGUUUGUGACAUCGACGUGGUGACGCCAGAGAUCCGUUGGGGUGAUUGCUGGGACAACGGCGCGAUCGGCCAUGGCUUGGCCGCUGGCAAAGUGCACGGCUGCAUGACUUACACGCACACCUGGGGUGCGCGCACCCGAUUUCUGGACUUCUCUAAGCCGAUCUUGCAGCACAACAAGCCUGCAGGCCUUCUAGUGAAGCUGGAAAAUGGAGUGCCGAAGUUCGACGGCAAUCACAACCUCAAUGGGCUGAAGGUGGUGGACGUGGUCGGAUGGGCACCCACAGCUGAUACACUCGCCUUGGUCGAGAACAAGUGCACCAAGGCGCGCUUCAGUGGCUUCACGAUUGUUCAACCGACGGCGACUGGCCCUAAUGCCAACCAGAACGCUCUAGAGACGCUGAUGAACGGAGAUGCAGAUGCGAUGUGGGUCUAUGCCGAUCAGGCCAAGAACUACCAGUGCACGAACGACGGCACCAUGACGCCCAAUUGGGAUUGCACCAUGUGGGCGGGCUUCGGCACCACCUUUGCCUACAUCCAAACAGGCCUGUAUGGGCAUGCUCAAGCAGGCACGACCUUGGCCAUGUCGAAGAGAGGUUCCGGGUUGGGCGAGAUCCUGAACCCCUGCUUGGACAAGUUCCUUGCGACCAAGUCCUACUACGACAUUUGCAAGAAACACGGUGUGCCGGAGCAAUGCUUUCCCAACAGCCACUUCCCAUCCAAUGAAACAGCGGUGAAGAUUACUCCCCACUAUGCCACCGACGAGCUUACCACGACCUGCGCGGACGGCUAUUGCCCCUGCCCCGCGUGA
This is a messenger RNA of Durusdinium trenchii, 1110 nucleotides long. The record is from the annotation of a GenBank genome assembly. Lineage: Eukaryota; Dinophyceae; Suessiales; Symbiodiniaceae.